AUGCGGUUUAGUAUGUAUGAUUAUGAUGAUAUUUUAAAUAUAGCGACGACAUCAAUGUUAUGUCUUGUUUUAAUUUGUGGUAUUUGUGGCAACGCAAUUGUACUUGUGGUUGGCAUUUGUAGACGAAAGUAUCAACAUAAUGUUACUAAUUGCUAUAUUAUGAAUUUAGCAAUAACUGACCUUUUAUUUUUACUCAUUUCGGUGCCACUAACUACUUAUUUGGCUGUCAAUAGAAUUUGGAUUUUUGGACAGUUUAUAUGUAAAAUGCAUAUUUAUCUAGCACAUGUUCUUCUACAAGCUACUUGCCUGACAUUAGCGGCAAUGAGCAUAGAUCGAUAUUUAACUAUAGUUCAUGAAAUUUGUUAUCGAAAGUACCGAAAACCAAAAACGGCACUACUUAUAUGUGUACUUAUUUGGGCAGCUUCCUGUGUUUUCAUGUUUCCUUAUGAUUAUUUAUCACAUAGACAUGACGAUAAAAACAAUCAAUCAUCAGUAGUACUUGAUUGUACAGUUAAUGACAAUGAUAGCUUGUUUUCAUCAUGUCUAUUUACAUUUUUAUUUUAUUAUCUAUUACCUUUGCUAAUUAUUGGUCUGUGCUAUUCUCGUAUUCUAUUGCAUGUUCAACGUAGUGCCCAUGAAAUCGCUAAACAACUUUAUGGCCAACCGCGUCAAUCAAUAAACUUCAAAAAACGUCGAGUACAACGUACGCUGUUAGCUUUAACUCUAGCAUUUGCUCUUUGUUGGUUACCAAUUCAUGUACUUGAAUUAUUAAGUUGUUCACAAAUUUUAUCAAAUUCAUUUUCUUCGAGACAUGUUCAUAUACUAACAGCAGCUCGAGCUAUUGCCCAUGGAUUAUCGUAUUUUAAUUCAUGUUUAAAUCCUUUACUUUAUGCUAUACUAAAUAAGAGUUAUUUUUCUAGUGGUCAAUAG
Rotaria socialis is the source of this 930-nucleotide messenger RNA. The record is from the annotation of a GenBank genome assembly. Lineage: Eukaryota; Metazoa; Rotifera; Eurotatoria; Philodinida; Philodinidae.